AUGUUGCAUGUAGAGGUCAGGGCUUCCUCAACACAGCCCACGGCGCAAGUAUCUAGAGCAGAGAAGGAAAGUUCUGUUGGUGUGAACUAUAUUGAUGAAAUUGGAGAAAAAGAAGAGGAUGCAGAAUAUGAAGAGGAAGCAGAAAAAGAAGCUCAGGAGAUGGAUGAGGAUGAUGUUACAGGCGAAUAUAGGCACAACGAAUAUGAUGAACCACCUGUUGUACUAGCUAGUCAGUAUACAGAGCCAUGGGAAGAUGGUUUGAAUGUCAGAUUACUUCAAGAGUUUCCAAAUAAGAAGGCAGUGCAGAGAAUGGUGGAUAAAGCUGCAUUUGAGAACUCUUUUGGUUUUGUGCUAGUGAAAUCAGAUAAGGAACAUAUGUGGUGA
Microthlaspi erraticum is the source of this 384-nucleotide messenger RNA. NCBI's taxonomy places the organism in Eukaryota, Viridiplantae, Streptophyta, Magnoliopsida, Brassicales, Brassicaceae. The record is from the annotation of a GenBank genome assembly.